Clonostachys rhizophaga is the source of this 705-nucleotide messenger RNA. NCBI's taxonomy places the organism in Eukaryota, Fungi, Ascomycota, Sordariomycetes, Hypocreales, Bionectriaceae. The record is from the annotation of a GenBank genome assembly.
AUGACAGGAAUGACAGGCUGUCUCCGUAUUAGAGAUCAUGCACAAUUGCACUUUUUCGGAGCUCAAAGCAGUCAUCAUCUUGUCCAUGACUUCUCGAACUCUGAUGAAAUCCGGCACAUCGUUACUCUUCAACAAAAUGGCCUACUUGCUGUCGAGCGUCUAGGACUCAACGUUUCGCUUCCUAUUGCGCUUCCAACGCACCUACUCGAACUGUACUGGAGGUGGCAGCACCCUUCAACCUAUCUGUUUCACAAGAAGUUGUUUUGUGAAGCAUUUCAAAAUCGAACUUACGGCAAGUACUGCACGCCUCUGCUUCUCUCGGCGAUUUUUGCUCUCGCCAGUCGGUUUUCAGAUCGCCCCGAGCUUCGCGCUAUGGCCAAUGAUACCGAGACCGCUGGACAAGCGUUUUUUGAACAAGCAAAAGUCCUGUUCCUCCAUGAGAGCCAGGCACCUACUGUUGCAACCAUCCAGGCAGCGGCGCUUAUGAGUCUCAGGGCUUUAUCGGAUGGUCAUGAAGCGCUAGGUUGGCUGUACGGCCGCAAUGCAACUCGAAUGGCAUUGAACUUGGGACUCAACAUUGAUUGUUCACCGUGGGUAGCCGCUGGUGUGAUUAGCGAGGACGAUGCGGAGGUGCGAAAGAUAACAUGGUGGGGUUGCGUCUACCUCAACAAGUUAGUAUUGUUCUUUGAACCUCACAAUGCCUAG